GACAGUGAAACUAGAAAUGGGCUUAGGCCCAAAUUUAUGUGGUCAAUCCUCCUGAGGCAGGUGAUGAUAGUGAGCUAGCUCCCUCGUGUGUCCCUCUUUGGCUCUUCUUAUUCUUCAAUCAAAUCAAAUCCAGGCGUUCGUUCGUCUCUCGUUUUGUCAAAGUCGUCGAAAAUGCUGGCUAGGCUCGCUGCGAAGCGUCUUCUCGAGAUCCGCCAAGCUUUCCGCCAACCUCCCACUCAGGCGUAUCGAAGCUUCUCGACAGCCUUGAACUACCACCUGGAUUCUCCUGACAACAAACCGGAUCUUCCAUGGGAGUUCUCUGAGGCUAACAAAUCUAAGGUUAAGGAGAUACUCUCUUACUAUCCAUCAAACUACAAGCAGUCUGCUGUGAUUCCCCUUCUGGAUCUCGCCCAACAACAGCAUGGAGGCUGGCUCCCUGUUUCAGCUAUGAAUGCCGUUGCUAAAGUUAUAGAAGUGGCUCCUAUUCGUGUUUAUGAGGUUGCAACAUUUUACUCCAUGUUCAACAGGGCAAAGGUCGGAAAGUACCACCUCCUAGUUUGUGGCACAACACCUUGCAUGAUCCGUGGUUCACGAGAUAUCGAAUCAGCUUUGCUAGACCAUUUGGGAGUGAAGCGCGGUGAAGUCACAAAGGAUGGUUUGUUCUCUGUUGGAGAGAUGGAAUGCAUGGGAUGCUGUGUCAAUGCGCCCAUGAUCACUGUGGCAGAUUACUCCAAUGGAUCAGAAGGAUAUACAUAUAACUAUUUCGAAGAUGUUACACCUGAGAAAGUUGUAGAGAUUGUUGAGAAGCUGAGAAAGGGAGAGAAGCCACCGCAUGGAACUCAAAACCCAAAGAGGAUCAAGUGCGGACCUGAAGGGGGAAACAAGACAUUGCUUGGGGAGCCAAAGCCACCACAAUUCCGUGAUCUUGACGCUUGCUAAGCUUAAGUUCUUUUAAGCCGACAAUUUUUAUGUGGUUCAAUAACGCUAAAGGCCAUAAUGAAUGUUUGAAGCCUAUAGCAUCAAACUGAGUUUGCUUACUCUUUGUAGUCUGUCUUCUUGGUUUUGGAGGUUAAACCCCAUUUUAAAACAAAUGACCAAAAGGAGUUCUCUUUUGUUAUCAUCUCACUUCCAAGAUUCCAAGGUUUGUGGUGAAAUUAAAAUUGUUGUAAUAAAGACUUGUAAGUGUUUCUAUUUUCUUGAUUUA
This is a messenger RNA of Brassica rapa (field mustard), 1204 nucleotides long. Its product is annotated as NADH dehydrogenase [ubiquinone] flavoprotein 2, mitochondrial. Gene Ontology annotation, molecular function: NADH dehydrogenase activity. Gene Ontology annotation, cellular component: respiratory chain complex I. NCBI's taxonomy places the organism in Eukaryota, Viridiplantae, Streptophyta, Magnoliopsida, Brassicales, Brassicaceae. The record is from RefSeq and is a predicted model, not a curated record. Gene Ontology annotation, biological process: mitochondrial electron transport, NADH to ubiquinone.